Hirsutella rhossiliensis is the source of this 354-nucleotide messenger RNA. RefSeq lists its product as uncharacterized. NCBI's taxonomy places the organism in Eukaryota, Fungi, Ascomycota, Sordariomycetes, Hypocreales, Ophiocordycipitaceae. The record is from RefSeq and is a predicted model, not a curated record. The coding region runs from base 1 to 354 and encodes 117 amino acids. The transcript has a single exon.
AUGGACCCGGAAGUCGCCCUUGCUACCCUUGAGUCCACCGUGGCCGACCUCUCGACGCGCUCGCGCUCCAUCUGGUCGCCCCGCUGCUCGGUCCCGGAUCAGCUGCCUCUUGCCCAGAGCUUCCUGCUGGCCACACGCGUCGCCUUCGCGGGACAUUCGUGGUCGUCGCCGCCGCCGUCCUUGACCCGUGGUCUGGAGCCGGACGAGGAGAGCAGCGACGAUGACGAUGGCGGCGCCAUCCUUGCUGCGCAGAGCCUGGGCAGCCAACUGGGCCGCCGCGAUGUGACGGAGGAGGCGCCCAGGCGCGCCAUGUUUCCGCUACGCCAUCUACCUGAGCUAUGUCUACGGUGGUGA